Molecule: messenger RNA, 15259 nt
Organism: Gorilla gorilla gorilla (western lowland gorilla)
Lineage: Eukaryota; Metazoa; Chordata; Mammalia; Primates; Hominidae
Gene: FNIP2
Product: folliculin interacting protein 2
Exons: 16
Coding region: 619-3729 (1036 amino acids)
Cellular component (GO): cytoplasm
Molecular function (GO): protein-folding chaperone binding; ATPase inhibitor activity
Source: RefSeq, a predicted model, not a curated record
CCCUCACUUGCUGUGGGUAGAAUUUUGCAAGAUUGCAGAGUAAGACCUGUCAGCUGACACUGGCUCACAUGAGAGCCAUUAAGAGGGUGGUGUGGCCAAUGUCAGAACAACCUUGCAGCUGAAGGCAAGUCACUGCAUUGCCCAGAGCCAUAUGAACAGGUCUUGUGACCAAUUAAUUGACUACUACAUAAUCUCCAGCUAGGGUGCACAGAUGGAGUGAGUCAGUCCAAGCUGCUCAACCUGUUAAAUGUCUUUUCUUUGCUAACUGGAGUAUAAGCUUAGGAACAAAAGUAGGACUUGUCUAUGUUUGUAAUGGGAUUGCAGACAGCGUGUUUUGUAAUGUGAUAGAUGGAUCUGACUUCCUAAAUUAUCGGCAGGCUUAAUUUACGUAACAAAUGAAUGUUCCACCUUUUUUUUUUUUUUUAAACCUUUGAAAGGGGAAAUUAGUACACUGCUGUCAAGUAGCUUUUCUCACAUACUGUAUAGGGAGUGAAAUGAUUGUUUAGAACUGCUGGUCAUUACAGAAUAUUCCUCACAUAACAAAGGAACUUCAGGAUUUGUCUCCAAGUCCAUGUUUAUGGUCAGGAUAAACCGGAAGAACAUUAAACCGUUCAGGAGAUGUGCGGCGGCACAGCGAACACCACAAACCAGCCAGAGAGCUGGCAAGACUCUGCCAGAUGUGUGAGUGAUGCUGUUCCUGGUGCUGGGAGGAUUUACAGGGCGCUUUUAUGCACAAAGAUUAAAAAACACACCGGAGUAGACAGGAGCACUGACCACACGGAACUCGACAACAGUUGGUCAUGUUCGGAGUUUGACCUGAAUGAGAUUCGCCUGAUAGUUUACCAGGACUGUGACAGGAGAGGCAGACAAGUCUUGUUUGACUCUAAAGCUGUUCAAAAGAUUGAGGAGGUGACAGCUCAGAAAACAGAGGAUGUUCCUAUUAAAAUAUCAGCCAAGUGCUGCCAGGGAAGCAGCAGUGUCAGCAGCAGUAGCAGCAGCAGCAUCUCUUCCCACAGUUCUUCUGGGGGAUCUUCACAUCAUGCUAAGGAACAGCUUCCAAAGUACCAGUACACAAGACCAGCUUCCGAUGUCAACAUGUUAGGGGAGAUGAUGUUUGGCUCAGUUGCCAUGAGUUACAAAGGCUCCACCUUAAAGAUUCACUACAUACGUUCUCCUCCACAAUUGAUGAUUAGUAAAGUCUUCUCUGCUAGAAUGGGCAGCUUCUGUGGAAGUACAAAUAACUUGCAAGACAGCUUUGAGUACAUCAACCAAGAUCCUAAUUUGGGAAAACUGAACACAAAUCAGAAUAGUUUGGGUCCUUGUCGUACUGGAAGUAACCUAGGUCUGCUGCAAGCAUGCAGCAGCAAACUGCUGCAGGGGGUAGCUGAAGGAGGACCUCUCCGGCUCACCCGGAGUGCUUCUUUCUUUGCAGCACACAGCACACCAGUUGAUAUGCCAAGCAGGGGACAGAAUGAAGACAGGGACAGUGGCAUUGCUCGAUCAGCCUCACUAAGCAGUCUUUUGAUCACACCUUUCCCAUCUCCAAGCUCCUCUACAUCUUCUUCCAGCAGUUACCAGCGCCGCUGGCUUCGAAGUCAGACAACAAGUUUGGAAAAUGGCAUCAUCCCAAGAAGGUCAACUGAUGAGACAUUCAGCUUGGCUGAAGAAACCUGUAGCUCUAAUCCAGCUAUGGUUAGGAGAAAGAAAAUUGCCAUAAGCAUCAUCUUUUCCCUAUGUGAGAAAGAAGAAGCACAAAGGAAUUUCCAGGACUUCUUCUUUUCUCAUUUUCCCCUGUUUGAAUCUCACAUGAACAGGCUGAAGAGUGCAAUUGAAAAGGCUAUGAUCUCCUGUAGGAAAAUAGCAGAAUCAAGUCUCCGAGUCCAGUUUUAUGUCAGCCGUUUGAUGGAAGCUCUUGGAGAAUUCAGAGGAACUAUCUGGAACUUAUAUUCUGUUCCAAGGAUAGCUGAACCUGUAUGGCUUACUAUGAUGUCCGGCACUUUGGAAAAAAACCAGCUCUGCCAGCGCUUUCUCAAGGAGUUUACACUUCUGAUAGAACAGAUAAAUAAAAACCAGUUUUUUGCUGCCUUACUGACUGCGGUGUUAACCUACCACCUGGCCUGGGUCCCAACUGUCAUGCCUGUGGAUCACCCUCCCAUCAAAGCCUUCUCAGAGAAACGUACCUCCCAGUCAGUGAACAUGCUGGCCAAAACACAUCCAUAUAAUCCUCUUUGGGCACAGCUGGGUGAUCUUUACGGAGCCAUAGGCUCUCCAGUGAGACUGACUCGCACCGUAGUGGUAGGGAAGCAGAAGGACUUAGUCCAGCGAAUACUUUAUGUCCUGACCUACUUUCUCCGUUGCUCUGAGCUACAAGAGAACCAGCUGACCUGGAGUGGCAAUCAUGGUGAAGGUGACCAAGUUUUAAAUGGGAGCAAGAUCAUAACAGCCUUGGAGAAAGGAGAGGUGGAGGAGUCUGAGUAUGUGGUCAUUACGGUGAGGAACGAGCCCGCUCUUGUACCCCCCAUCCUACCACCAACAGCAGCAGAGAGACACAACCCCUGGUCGGCAGGGUUUCCUGAGAGCCCAGAGGGCACUGACAGUAGAGACCUGGGUCUUAAACCUGACAAAGAAGCUAACAGGAGGCCAGAGCAGGGUUCUGAGGCUUGCAGCGCAGGGUGCCAGGGGCCAGCAUCAGACGCUUCCUGGAAACCUCAGAAUGCAUUUUGUGGGGAUGAGAAAAAUAAAGAGGCACCGCAAGACGGCUCUUCAAGACUUCCCAGCUGUGAAGUUUUGGGGGCAGGAAUGAAGAUGGACCAGCAAGCUGUCUGUGAGCUGUUGAAAGUGGAGAUGCCUACAAGACUGCCAGACCAGUCAGUGGCCUGGCCUUGCCCUGACAGACAUCUCCGGGAGAAACCUUCCUUAGAAAAGGUCACUUUCCAGAUUGGAAGCUUUGCAUCUCCAGAGUCUGACUUUGAAAGCCGCAUGAAAAAAAUGGAGGAACGGGUGAAGGCCUGUGGCCCCUCCUUGGAGGCCAGGGAGGCUGCUGAUGUGGCUCAGGACCCGCAGGUUUCUAGGAGCCCUUUCAAACCUGACUUUCAGGAGAAUGUUUGCUGUCCUCAGAAUCGGCCUUCAGAGGGGGAUGAAGGCGAGUCUGACAAGGGUUUUGCAGAGGACAGAGGCAGCAGAAACGACACGGCAGCAGAUACUGCUGGGCAGCUCAGCCACGCUGCUGACUUGGGCACAGCCUCCCACGGUGCAGCAGGAACGGGAGGGAGGAGGCUGGAGGCCGCUAGAGGUUUGUAUGUGAAGGCUGUGGAAGGACCUGUGCUGGAGCCUGUUGCCCCCAGGUGUGUCCAGCGGGGCCCUGGCCUCGUGGCUGGUGCGAAUAUCCCCUGUGGGGAUGACAACAAGAAGGCCAGCUUCAGGACUGAAGGAGACAUUCCCCGAAAUGAAAGCUCAGAUAGCGCCCUGGGAGACAGUGACGACGAAGCCUGCGCUUCAGCCAUGCUAGAUCUGGGUCACGGUGGUGACAGGACUGGAGGGUCCUUGGAAGUGGAGCUGCCUCUGCCAAGGUCUCAGAGCAUCAGCACCCAGAAUGUAAGGAACUUUGGCCGCUCACUUCUGGCAGGCUACUGCCCCACAUACAUGCCUGAUCUUGUGCUUCAUGGGACUGGCAGUGAUGAGAAGCUGAAGCAGUGCCUGGUGGCCGACCUUGUCCACACAGUCCAUUAAAACUGCUGUCAGGAAUGUCUACUCAACAUGGGAUCUAAUUAAACUAAAGAGCUUCUGCACGGCAAAAUAAAUUACCAUCAGAGUGAACAGGCAACCUACAGAAUGGGAGAAAAUUUUCACAACCUACCCAUCUGACAAAGGGCUAAUAUCCAGAAUCUACAAAGAACUUAAACAAAUUGACAAGAAAAAAGCUAACAACCCCAUCAAAAAGUGGGCAAAGGAUAUGAACAGACACUUCACAAAAGAAGACAUUUAUGCAGCCAACAGACACAUGAAAAAAAGCUCAUCAUCACUGGCCAUCAGAGAAAUGCAAAUCAAAACUACAGUGAGAUACCAUCUCACACCAGUUAGAAUGGCAAUCAUUAAAAAGUCAGGAAACAACAGGUGCUGGAGAGGAUGUGGAGAAAUAGGAACACUUUUACACUGUUGAUGGGACUGUAAACUAGUUCAACCAUUGUGGAAGACAGUGUGGCGAUUCCUCAAGGAUCUAGAACUAGAAAUACCAUUUGACCCAGCCAUCGCAUUACUGGGCAUAUACCCAAAGGAUUAUAAAUCAUGCUGCUAUAAAGACACAUGCACACAUAUGUUUAUUGUGGCACUAUUCACAAUAGCAAAGACUUGGAACCAACCCAAAUGCCCAUCAGUAAUAGACUGGAUUAAGAAAAUGUGGCACAUAUACACUAUGGAAUACAAUACAGCCAUAAAAAAUGAUGAGUUCAUGUCUUUUGUAGGGACAUGGAUGAAGCUGGAAACCAUCAUUCUCAGCAAACUAUCGCAAGGACAGAAAACCAAACACUGCAUGCUCACUCAUAGGUGGGAAUUGAACAAUGAGAACACAUGGACACAGGAGGGGAAGCAUCACACACCGGGACCUGUGGUGGAGUGGGGGGAGUGGGGAGGGAUAGCAUUAGGAGAUAUACCUAAUGUAAAUGACGAGUUAAUGGGUGCAGCACACCAACAUGGCACAUGUAUACAUAUGUAACAAACCUGCACAUUGUGCACAUGUACCCUAGAACUUAAAGUAUAAUAAUAAUUAAAAAAAUUCUAGCUGACUUUAUAUAUUGGAGGAGAUGGUUUAAGAAUAAUGAGUGAUAACCAGAUUUCUUUUCUCUGGAUGGAUUUGAGACUGAAGGGGUUUUUUGGUUUGUUUUUAUUUUUUUUAAAACUGGUCUACAAUUCACACACCUCUGCAGUCCUUUUAGUGGCUCUCAGUCAUCCUAGUGGGGUGUGUUGGCCAAGGACGAUCUUGUAUGGUCUGAAUCUUCAGUUCCAAGGCUAUGGAGGAUGCAGUUAUAUAGGUGGGUCUUCUCCUCUGAGGAGGCAGAGGAAUACCAAAGGGGAUCUGAGGACCUUUAAGAGUAAUGCUGAGAAGGUGACUGUCAUCACAUUCAUCAUGGGCUCUUUGCAUGACUGACUAAAGGCCUUUCUUACAGCUACAUAAAAGCUAAUAUUAAGUCAUGGUGCUGUAACAUAAAGAGAAUUAUUGUGGAAAGGUAUUUUGUCAUGUAGCAUCCUCUUAUUUAAGUACAGUUUAAUAAAUGUAUAAAACUUACCAGAAUUAUAUAAAAUGAAUAACAAAUGGGAGUUCAAAUGAAGCCAAAGACUCUCCCUCUCCCUCUCCCUCUCCCUCUCUGUCUCCCUCCACGGUCUCCCUCUCCCUCUGUUUCCACGGUCUCCCUCUCCCUCUGUUUCCACGGUCUCCCUCUCCCUCUGUUUCCACGGUCUCCCUCUCCCUCUCUUUCCACGGUCUCCCUCUGAUGCCGAGCCGAAGCUGGACUGUACUGCUGCCAUCUCCACUCACUGCAAGCUCCCUGCCUGAUUCUCCUGCCUUAGCCUGCCAAGUGCCUGCGAUUGCAGGCACGCGCCGCCACGCCUGACUGGUUUUUGUAUUUUUUUGGUGGAGACGGGGUUUCACUGUGUUGGCCGGGCUGGUCUCCAGCUCCUAACCGCGAGUGAUCUGCCAGCCUCGGCCUCCCGAGGUGCCGGGAUUGCAGACGGAGUCUCGUUCACUCAGUGCUCAAUGUUGCCCAGGCUGGAGGGCAGUGGCGUGAUCUCGGCUCGCUACAACCUCCACCUCCCCCCAGCCGCCUGCCUUGGCCUCCCAAAGUGCCGAGAUUGCAGCGUCUGCCUGGCUGCCACCCCUUCUGGGAAGUGAGGAGCACCUCUGCCCGGCCACGACCCCGUCUGGGAGGUGAGGAGCGUCUCUGCCCGGCCGCCCCGUCUGAGAAGUGAGGAGCCCCUCCGCCCAGCAGCCGCCCCGUCUGAGAAGUGAGGAGCCCCGCUGCCCAGCAGCCGCCCCGUCUGAGAAGUGAGGAGCCCCUCCGCCCGGCAGCCGCCCCGUCUGGGAAGUGAGGAGCGUCUCCGCCCGGCAGCCGCCCCAUCCGGGAGGGAGGUGGGGGGCAGCCCCUGCCCGGCCAGCUGCCCCGUCCGGGAGGGAGGUGGGGGGCGCCUCCGCCCGGCCGCCACCCCGUCCGGGAGGUGGGGGCACCUCUGCCUGGCCGCCCCUUCUGGGGAGUGAGGAGCCCCUCUGCCCGGCGGCCACCCCAUCUGGGGGGUGUACCCAACAGCUCAUUGAGAACGUGCCAUGAUGAUGAUUGCGGUUUUGUCGAAUAGAAAAGGGGGAAAUGCGGAGAAAAGAUAGAGAAAUCAGAUUGUUGCUGUGGCUGUGUAGAAAGAAGUAGACAUAGGAGACUCCAUUUUGUUCUGUACUAAGAAAAAUUCCUCUGCCUUGGGAUGCUGUUGAUCUAUGACCUUACCCCCAACCCGGUGCUCUCUGAAACAUGUGCUGUGUCCACUCAGGGUUAAAUGGAUUAAGGGCGGUGCAAGAUGUGCUUUGUUAAACAGAUGCUUGAAGGCAGUGUGCUCUGACUCACCACUCCCUAAUCUCAAGUACCCAGGGACACAAACACUGCGGAAGGCCGCAGGGUCCUCUGUCUAGGAAAACCAGAGACCUUUGUUCACUUGUUUGUCUGCUGACCUUCCCUCCACUAUAGUCCUAUGACCCUGCCAAAUCCCCCUCUGCGAGAAACACCCAAGAAUGAUCAAUUAAAAAAAAAAGAAAAAGAAAAAUUUAUAUAUUACUCGUUUAUUAAUAAAUCAGAAACUACAAGAAGCUAUCACCCAAAAAAAUAAAUAAAUCAAUCAAUAAAAUCAAUAAAAUCAAGCUAACAUUAAAAAAAAAGCAAAUGAAGCCAAAGAAUCAUGUGUUUUAUUAUCCAGAAUAUCUCAGAGAAAAACAUAGAGAGAAGUGCUUCCGAUUACCUGAAUCAUAAGUUGCCUGUUCCCUUUGUGUGUGUGUGGUUUUUUUUUUUUUUUUUUUUUUUUGAGACGGAGUCUGGCUCUGUCGUCCAGGCUGGAGUGCAAUGGCGCAGUCUCGGCUCACUGCAAGCUCCGCCUCCUGGGUUCACGCCAUUCUCCUGCCUCAGCCUCCCGAGUAGCUGGGACUACAGGCGCCUGCCACUAUGCCCGGCUAAUUUUUUGUAUUUUUAGUAGAGACGGGGUUUCACCGUGUUAGCCAGGAUGGUCUCGAUCUCCUGACCUUGUGAUCCGCCCGCCUCGGCCUCCCAAAAGGCUGGGAUUACAGGCGUGAGCCACCGCGCCCAGCCUCCCUUUGUGUUUUAAAGAGGCUUCCCAGUGGCUUAUCCCUGAUAGUUAAACCCACACUGUUAUAACUAUUGUGCAGAUUUUAGAUCUGGUUAUGAAUACAGAAGUCUUCACACUCCUGCUGUCUGUAAUACACAUGUGGGCUGAGACAUCUCUGAAGAUUGAUAAAGGGUCAGUGUCAAGCAGCAUAAAGAUGGGGAACUUGUAGCAACAUGCAUGAUAGAAGUGGCUGUGUUUUCUCCUAAUGACAAUAAAUUCAGACCAUCAUUCACACUUCUUGCACUCUUGUCUUCUAAGGGAUUUCCUUGGAUUUUAUAGUAGAGGGCUUGGGAGACUCAUAGGGCUAAAAGUCGGAAACACUUGUGAGUUCCUAGACUUUAUUUCUUACAUGCCAAGAUACUUAAUAAGCUCUUUUUUUUUUUUUUUUUUUUUUGUCCUGAGUGUUCCUAUCUGUAGAGCAGUACUGUGUUCCUGCCCCCCUUCAGGAGAAAUGGCAUGAUGAAUUAAUAAGUAGUUAUGGGAAGCAUAUAUGCAAGAACGGCAUUUCCUCACUCUUCAUUGGGUUAAAAAUAGAUAAUCACGUGAAAUACUAGUCAUUUAAAUGUGGUACAUAGAAAAGAAAUAUAUUAAUUAUGGUGCAUUGGAGGUAUAAUAUUGCCAGAAAAUAAGAAAUGCACAGAUGACUUAAUAGGAACUGGGUUGCAUCCAAAAAUAAACUGUUCACCACAGCUAGAAUGUAUUAGAUAUUUUGCACAUGCCCAGCACUGUGUUAUGUUCCUUUCAAAGGCUACAGAAGAAACAGAAAUGUGAUUUAUCUCCUUGAGUUACUUAUAAAAUCACUGAGUAGACAAACAUGUGAAAUCAAGAACAAGUUAAGACAGUGUGUGAUGAAGUGCCAAAAUGAAUGGUGUGGACAGCAAGUGUUCUCAGAGGUCAAAGGAAGAGCAGUGCAGUGCAUGUGGGAAGGUUUCCAGGGAGAGGGAUGGACUCACGCCAGGUCCUUGAGGGAUUGUGGACUUGAGAUGGGGUGGCAGGGAAGGCAUUCUGGGCACAACCUGAGGUAAGAGCAGGAAUCUUUUUGGCCUGGAGAAGGAGGCGGUACUAGUCCCACUUUCACACAACUAUAAAGUACUGCCCCAGACUGGGUAAUUUAUAAAGGAAAGAGGUUUAAUUGACUCACAGUUCUGCAGGGCUGGGGAGGCCUCAGGAAACUUACAAUCAUGGCGGAAGGUGAAGGAGAAGCAAGUACCUUCUUCACAAGGCAACAGGAGAGAGAGCAAGUGUAUGCGAGGAAGUACCACACUUUAAAACCAUCAGCUCUCGGCCAGCCGCAGAGGCUCAUGUCUGUAAUCCCAGCACUUUGGGAGGCCGAGGGCAGGCGGAUCACUUGAGGCCAGGAGUUUGCUACCAGCCUGGCCAACAUGGCAAAACCCUACCGCUGCUAAAAAAAAAAAAAAAAAAAAAAAAUUCAAAAAUUAGCUGGGCAUGGUGGUAUGUGCCUGUAGUCCCAGCUACUCUGGAGGCUGAGGCACGAGAAUCACUUGAGCCUGGGAAGCAGAGGUUGCAGUGAGCUGAGAUUGUGCCACUGCACUCCAGCCUGGGCAACAGAGUGAGAUUCUGUCUCAAAAAAAAUAAAAAAAUCAGCUCUCGUGAGAACUCACUCUCACGAGAAUAGCAUGGGGGAAAUUACCCCAUGAUCCAAACUCCUCCUACCUGUCCCCUUCCUCGACAUGGGAUUAUAAUUGGAGAUGAGAUUUGGGUGGGGACACAGAGCCAAACCGUAUCAGGGGUCUUAUUGGGAACUGAAUAUGUACAGGUUGGGUGGGCCCAGGCUGUGAAGAGCUGUAAGUGUGGAAGAAGAACAGUUUUAACUUAAUGGUUUGGGUGAUGUGUGCUAGCGUAGAUUUUAGAGUUGGUGAGGGAAAUGAUCAUGUGGUAUUUUAAGAAGUUUGAGGUUUUAGGUAAAGUGCAUAAACUAGGGCAGUGUUGUCCACAGUUGCACUAUUUGUGAGCUCUUGAGUCUGAGGUUUCAGGGGACAUGCUCAAUACAGAGAGAGGGUGGUUCAGGACAGCAGGACGAACAUUUGAGCACCUAAUAUGUUGGGUUCUAUGCUACACAUUUCAACACAUUUUUCUCACAGAAAACUUGUGCUUUAAAUGGCAUUUAAGCCUCACAGAAGCUCUGAACUAAGUACUAUCCCAUUUUACAGACAUAGCAACUGAGGCCCAGAUUGAGUUGCUGAGGUUCCACAGCUGGUAAGUGACAGUGGUUGUAUUCAAGCCCAAUCUGACUUCAGAGCCCUUGCUGUCAUCUUAUUGUUGCCGUUUGUUGAAUUAUCAGAACCACAGCUCUUGCGAUUCUCUAAACCUUGUAGACAAUUUCUUGUUCGUGGAAGUUUAAGUUAAGCAGAAGUCAUGUGUAUAUGAAUCAAGGCAGCAUAUUUUGUGUGUGCAGCAAUCUGACCUAAAACCUUGAAAUUGGAAUGUCCUAGGCAUUUAACGCUCCCAGGAAAUGGACCCAUCCUUAGAGGCUACAAAUUAACCAGGCUGAUCCUGUUGAUUCAACAAGCUGUAAUAGCAAAGAAAACUCAAUAAUCUUCUAAAGAUUUAUAAAACAAGGCAUUUCAUUUGUUACUCUAUCUUGAAAAAUCUUCACAGGAAAGUAGUUUGGGUAAACAAGAUAUUGACAAGGUAGAAAUGAAUAAAUGAUUGUUUCUAACUUCUCAUAUGAGUGCAGCAAGGGGAAAAUGAUAAUGGCGUAUGGCCUCUACCUCCUUUCUUUCUGGAGACUGGCUGUCCACCCUAACAAUCGUCUGCAGCUCCUUACUCACCUCCCAUGUUCUUCUAUCCGCAAGUCCCUGUCAGAAGUUUCUGAGUUACCCAAUUAAGUUUCUGUGGGAGGCAUGUAACCUGCUGUUAGUGGUCUGGAGAGGGUGGCAGGAAGGUGCCAGGCUGGCAGCUCUGCAUUGACACCCUGGCUGCCGUUGGACACUCAGUGUGGUGUGGGCACUCAGGAGGGUGGCGAUAGGGCAGUGCUUUUCUCAGCUGAUGGAGGAAGUACAAACAUAUCGCAGAUCCAUUCUGAUAGGAGAAUUUGAUAAAUUAUUUGGACAGGAAACUUAUUUCAAAAUUGAUUCUCCUUAGCUUGAGAGAAAGGAGGGUAAUUGAUGUAUGUCAGCAUCCAUAAGGUUUGUAAAGUUUCUCAAACAGGCAUUUUAAGUGGAAUGACUAUAUUUAAUAUAAGUAUUUCUCUCAGAUUUUCAUUUGGAACUCUGAAAUGAGGACCUGAUUAAUCUGAGACAAUAAUGGUUUGCAGGAGAACUUUUAAAAAAGGUAACUAUACAAUGUAGGCUUUUUGGUUUGUUUUUCUAGAGAUAUUUAGUCAAGGUAACAAAACUCUUUGGGAAAAAAGAUGUUAGCAUUAAGAAGAGAAAUUUUGCCAAGUAAUCUUACUAAACUGACAGGUAUCCAUAUCAUAUCUCCCUUUUCCUUAAGGUGUAUGGGAGGCCAAAGUGAGGCUCACCAUGGUUCAGUUGUCAGCUUUGGGGUACAGGCAUGCCCCACCUUCCUAUUCCUUUUCUUUAGUUCCCAUGCCCAAACUCCAAGUCCUAAGAAGAGCAGAUAGUGGAUUAGGCUUUUCAUAGGUGUUUAAAUCAGUCAAUCUUAGGUUCGUAUUUUUUAGAAUACUUAAUUUCUUAGAAGUACUGCUACAUGUAUGUUACUGCAAAUAAGUGUAUGUAUGAAACCUGCUAUGCAUGUGAACUUGAUAAAAUUGUGAACUUAAAAAACUUACUUGACAGAUUUCACUAUUUACUAACUUCUACUAUUAAGGUAUGGCUAGUAAGAAAUAGUAUUAUAAAGAAGCAUACAUAUAAUUCAGGGUUUGUUUAUUGUGGUUCUAUAGAUGCCUAAAAAAUAGUCUUCCCAGCCAGGCACGGUGGCUCACGCCUGUAAUCCCAGCACUUUGGGAGGCCGAGGUGGGUGGAUCACUUGAGGUCAAGAGUUCGAGACCAGCUUGGCCCACAUGGUGAAACCCCGUCUCUACUAAAGAUACAAAAAAUUAGCUGGGUGUGGUGGUGGGCGCCUGUAAUCCCAGCUACCCGGGAGGAUGAGGCAGGAGAAUUGCUUGAGCUCGGGAGGCGGAGGUUGUACAGAGCCGAGAAUGCAUUACUGCACUCCAGCCUGGGUGACAAAGUGAGACUCUGUCUCAAAAAAAAAAAAAAAAAAAAAAAAAACCAAGAGGAAUGUUAAAUUGAAUUCCAGGGCAUAAGGUGUGUGCAGGUAUGUAUUUCUGUGACAAAUCCAAACAUAGUUUUCUAGAUCUUAGAGUUCUUUAAAUUCUGAAAACUUAGAGAUUGACUGAUAAGCCAGAUCAUAAUAUGUUUACACUGCCCCGUCUCUAAUGGGGUUGAGUUUCCUUUGGAAAGAUGAUCAGAAAUCUCCAGUCACCAGAACUUCAGCUUCAACUCUCUGACCCUGUGCAAGUUCAGGCCUGAUCAGGGAUGGCCAGCAGUGGCCCCGGUGGCCCUUGAAUUGUAACUGAAAGUAGUUGAUGAUAUUUUUAUCUCUUUCCAGCAUUCAUUUCUUUUUCUUGAAUAUUUAGACUUCCCUCUAGUUUGUUCUUCCUUUAAAAGGUGUUUAUUCUUUAGUAAAUAAGUAAGUAGCUACUAAGUGAUAUAGUUAGAUGGAAGCAAUUGGAUUGAUUCAGGGAAUUGUGUGUUAUGUAUUUAGUAGCCUGAGAAUAUGUAAUUCUUGGAGUUUUUUCUCUUUUGAAAAGGUUCUGCUGGUUCUUUUCUGUUCCUGGGGCCUGCAUGCAUAAAAGUCAGUGAUCCAUGCUGUAAGGAACACGAGAUGCUCAUCGACUCUUGUCAUUUGCUUGUGCUUAAUCUGUCUCAUUUUCAUUCAGCAAGUAACAUUUUUCAAAUGCCAGCUCCUGUGCUAGAGGCUAAGGAUGCAGAGAGAAGAUUCAGCCCCACUUUCAAGGAAUGGACUCCUGCAAAUUCCUGUCAGUUUGUCUCAGUCUGUGUACUCAUUGUUCUUUCGUCUUUACUCAGGUCUCUACCUCAGAUUCUGCCUCUUUGCUCCAGUGAUUUAAAAAUGACUUGUGAGCCUAUAAUCCCAACAUUUUCAGAGGUCAAGGCAGGCAGAUCACUUGAGGCCAGGAGUUAGAGACAAGCCUGGCCAACACAGCAAAACCCUGUCUCUACUAAAAGUACAAAAAUUAGCUGGGUGUGAUGGUGCACACCUGUAUUCCAGCUACCCAGGAGACAUGAGAAUCGCUUGAACGCAGGAGCCGCGUGUUGCAGUGAGCCGAGAUUGCACCACUUCACUCCUGGGCAACAGAACAAGACUGUCUCAAAAAAAAAAAGAAAGAAAGAAAGAAACUUUGGAGGCCAAAUGUAGUGGCUCACACCUAUAAUCCCAGUUCUUUGGGAGGCAGAGGUAGGAGGAGCACUUGGGUCCAGGAGUUUGAGACCAGCCUGGGCAACAUAGCAAGACCCCAUCUCUACAAAAACAUUUUUUUUUAAUUAGCCAGGUGUGGUGGCACAUGUCUGUAGUCCAGCUACUUGGGAGGCUGAGGCAGGAGGAUCACUUGAGCUCGGGAGCUUGAGGUUACUAUGAACUGUGAUCAGACUUCUGCACUCCAGCCUGGGCAAAAGCAAGACCCUGUCUCUAAAAAAUAAAUAAAUACAAAGACUUGUGCUGAUUUUUCGUGUUAGUAUUUUUUAGUUUUACAUUUCUCUUGCAUGCUUACUUUUAAAAUAAUUGAGCCAACCUCUCUGUCCCUUUUUGUUAUUGCAUGUAAAUCUACAGCCUUCUGAUAUAACCUAAGCUUGCAGAAUCUUCCAUCCAUCACCUUCCUAGUAUGCCUCUUGGCCCUUAUUCCAGCAGUUAGUUACUUAAAACAAAGCCCUUUGUGUUGGUAGUGGUACCAUAUAACUUAUAGUCUAUGCACUGUUGGGGUUUGACACACUCUUCCCUUCCCUACCACUGCAGUGGGAAGAUCAUUUAGAAGACUAAGUUCGAUUUGAACCUAGGGCCCAAAUUACCUAUUGCAAAUCAAUCCUCCUCCUCCCCUUGCCCUUUGCAAAAGCUAGAAUUCACCGUGAAAGGUGACAGGCAUACAUUCAACUCAUUGUCUCUAUGUUGACAUAUGGUCAGUAUGAGAGAAAGGUCUCUAAUAUAGAUCUGUCCCGUGGCAUGACCAGCAUGUUGUGGAUUUCUGACAAAUGCAAAGCAGUGAAGGAGUUUGAGCUCAAAAUACAAAUAUUUUAAGUGUUCAAAUUUCCUUUUUUUUUUUUUUUUUCCAUAAGGACCAGACUCAUUGAUGGCAAGUCGUCAUCAUCUUGCUGUAAAUUUAUAACACACGAUGAACCAGACCUUGGAGGAACUUGUAAAGAGAAGUCACUGAAGCCUUGUAUCUUUAGUUGUCCGUUUUGGACAGUGUAUAUAUGCAUGUGUAAGAAGCGUAGGGGUGAAAGGGUCCUGAAAACCUUUGGUUGAAAAUGGUGAUGGGGUCAUUAUGUGUGUAAGAAAAUCUUUGUACUUUUCAGUUAACAAUUCUACAAAAUGAGAACUGUCUUGGGAAACUGGGCUUUAUGAGUUCAAAAAUAUACUUUAUCAAAUUCUUUAUCUCUCAUGUUUAAAAUUAUUUGAACAGACAAAUGUUGAACAUCAGACUUUGUCUGAUUGCUGUUCCUUUCAAUGGGAAAAAUAUAAAUCCUGAUAAUAGGGUUUGUAUCUUUUUAAACCCUUAUAUUUUUAUAAACCCUGAUAAUAGGGAAAAAUAUAAACCCUAUUACCAGGGUUUUUCCUACUAUUUUUCCUACUAUUCCCCCUUGGAUAAUAGUAGGAAAAAAUGUUGGUCCGCACGAAGUUUUCAUUCAUCUCACCACUCUCUUUCCCAUUUGUGAGAAGGAAUACAAAGCUGCACAGGCUCCUCUUUUAGUAACAGAGUCCAAGACUAGGGAGUCAGAUCACCUGUUAAAAUUACAGUAUUGCAUCAUGCAUCUUUGAUUUGUAUUUGCAGCCUUCCCACUACUUGGAUUAAGUCGUAAAAAUCACAGGUAACCAUGGUCCAGUGGCAAAGCUGUAUAUCUCUUUGGGUUCUUUGUUGCAAUUAGCAACUCUUGUUAACUUAAACAGGAGGGACUUUAGUGAAGGAAUAUUAGGAAUGUAUAGAAUUGAUGAGAAGGCAAAAGAAUUAGGGUUCAAAUAGGCAACAAGGCAAUUCUGGAGUUCCAGGAACCAUGGACUACUUGAAGGUGUUUGUACUAAGUCCCACCAGGCCUUGUACUAAUUGCUGUCUGGGCAGGAAUAUGGUGCCAACCAUUUUUGGUCUUCUGUGCUGGUACUUACAAGGAAUUCCCAGGGAAGGAGCAUCCAGCUGGCAUAGCUUGGGCCAUACAAACACACCUUGACAGAGGAAGGAUGGACCCGAUUGCAGUCUCACCGGGCCUUGUCUAAGAAAGACCAUUCUUCAAAGGAAAAUUCGGAUGGAUUUAUUGGAGAAAGUUAUUUAAGCAGCCAAAAGAAUCAAGCAGUCACCCCAGGAUAGUAGAAGGGAGUAAGGACGGAAGCAGCCAGUACUAAUUUUCCUUGGUAAAUGAGGGUUAGAAAAAUGUGCAUAUGUGCAUUGGCUUUGAGGCAGGUCUCUCUGUCUCUGGCUUUCUCUAUCCUCCCCCUCCCCCACCCAUCCCUCCCAAGCCGUUACACUUUGAUUUGUUUUGAGAAAUUAGGUCUUUAAAAAAGUCCUUGUGACUGCUUCAAUGUUUACCCUAUUUACCCUAUGGCAUAAUUUACCAGUUGUUAAAUCUGCUCUAUCCAUAACUGCCUGGCUGUCAAGAAUUUUACAUUUAAAUGUAUUUAUCAGUAGUGAAACUUUGACCUUUUGGACUCACCUGGAUAAAUAAACCCAUCCCUUUGU